Molecule: messenger RNA, 3179 nt
Organism: Vavraia culicis subsp. floridensis
Lineage: Eukaryota; Fungi; Microsporidia; Pleistophoridae
Exons: 1
Coding region: 92-1732 (546 amino acids)
Biological process (GO): double-strand break repair via homologous recombination
Cellular component (GO): MCM complex; nucleus
Molecular function (GO): single-stranded DNA helicase activity; ATP binding; single-stranded DNA binding
Source: RefSeq, a predicted model, not a curated record
GAAUUUUCGUACGUAAAUUUAUUGAAUCGAGUGGGCAGUGUUUUAAUCGUUUUGGCUGCCUAAAACGGUCAAAAUUACGAGUAGCCCUCCGAUGGACGUGCCUUCCGAGUUCUACUCGUUUCCCGAGAUCGAUAUGUUACGAUUGUGCAACAGGUUUCCGGCAUUCGCACACAAUUUCGUACGGAAUAAUCACCUCUUUUACGACACGGUCGUGGAUAAAAAGAUCAAGAACGUUCCGCCAUCGCUUUUGCUGAAGAGAUUUCCCAGAUGUGACAAAAUUAACCAUUUAGUGUUGCUGCGUGGAACGAUCAUAAAAGUAAAUCCGAUUUUGCUGAAGGAUGUUGAGCAGUCCUACCGCUGCCUGUACUGCGAUCACAGCGAGAUCGUGAAGUUGGCAAAUUACAAAAAGAAAAGGAAAAUUAUCUGUGAAAAGUGUGGGAAGAACGACUUCAAGGUUGAUGAGGUUUUUACAAAAGCAAAAAACUGUCAAAUAAUACGUAUACAGGACAUUGGGAAUCCCCAGACGAUGUCGGACACCAUUGAAAUACUUAUAACGGGCGAGCAGGCCGGCAAAUUCUUACCAGGCGAGAAUAUUGAGGUGCUUGGGAUAGUGCGGCUCAAAUGGCCGUUGCUCAAGAUGAAUGAGAAGCUGUCACCCGUAAUUUAUUUGCAGUCACAUUCUAUCAGAAGAACAGAAAGAAAAGAGCGCUUGAGAUUUGAGGGCCUGAACGACUUUAUGAACGUGGAAUGCUUCGACAAACAGCGCUUUUUGCUAAAAAAUUUCAUGAACGAAAUUGUAGGCUGCGAGAAUGUCAAGCUCGGUAUUUUGCUCUCUGUUAUUGGCAAAAAGAAAAAAGACAAGGAAACAAGAAAUAACUCGCAUAUUAUGUUGGUGGGUACCCCAGGAACAGGCAAGUCGCACUUUCUCAGGUCCAUUGCGCAUUUAGCACAUUCAGUGUCAAUUAAUGGAAUAGGAACUUCUGAGGCGGGCUUGACGACGUGUGCGGUAAAGCAGGGCAAGGAGUGGCUUUUAGAGGCUGGUGCGCUUAUAUUAGCGGACAACGGAAUCUGUUGCAUCGAUGCAUUCGAUGCUCUGCCGUUGUACGAUAAAAGAGGACUUUUGGAGGUGAUGGAGCAGCAGACACUAAGUGUUGCCAAGGCAGGCCUGGUAUCUACGCUGAAUGCGCGGUGUUCAGUUAUAGCAGCUUACAAUAUCAGCUACUACGAUAUGUGCAAGUCCAUCUGUGAAAAUCUUAGGAUCAGUUCUCCAUUGGUAAGCAGAUUCGAUCUGAUUUUUCUUAUCGAUGAAAAAUACGAACAUGACUAUGUAAUAAGCCAAAAGGUGUUGACCAGAAGUGAAAUAAAACACAAGAAACAACAUUGGAACUUGGGAAUAUUAAAAGAUUUCCUUGAAACGGUAAGAAACAACGAAACAGACGUGAAUAUCGAGGCUACCAACCUGAUCAAUACAUAUUUCAAAUGGCGCAGAACACAGAAAACCGAAAUGUUUACCAUAAGGAACCUUGAGAGCAUUCUGAGACUGUCGGAAUCACAUGCAAAGUUGCUGGGAAAAGCCGUUUUGGAUGAGGAUAGCGUUAUGACAGCUAUUUUUUUGAUUGAAAGUUCGUUGUGGAAGAGCCAAAAAAUCGAACUGGACACGAAGCGUAUUUUCAUCGACAAAGAAUAUUUUGGUGCAAAAGCACAGGAGAUGAGAGCAUUGAUGAACAAUUGAGUGCUUGGUGACACAUUAGAUCAGAAUGUAGCGUUAGUAGUCUAUUGGAUAUUUUAUAUAAAACACACAGGAACAAAAAUCACACGGAGUAGCCGGCAGGCAAUUCAUAAAAACAAACAAAAAAUCUAGAAAUAAAUAUGUGAUGAAAAACGAACAGAAAUCAAUCAAAUAUGCUUACUAUCCCAUUUUAUAAAACUUUUCCACGCGUAAAAAUGCCCUGCCAAGUCAUGUAGCAAUGAAUAUUUGACUCUCAAACUUAGAACAUGUUAAUAUAAUUCUUCCACUGCUUCAAUAACGAAUCCCUCGGCAGAGAACACAAAUCCCUCACUCUCUAAUCGGUAAAUUUUACCGCCCACUGCAGAAUAAUCACCCUCAGCCAGGUCAAAACCAUUCAACCAAUCAAGAUAGUUUCUUUUUUUGCCAAGAACAUCAACAGGCGUGAUUACAUCAUCUUGCAAUACAAAUUCUGCGCUACUUGCAUCAUCAGGUGUGCCGUAAAUUCUUUUCGUCUUAUUGUAGUAUUUAAAGGACGAUUUGCACAUGAUUACUAUUUUUUGGCUCUUUGAUUCAUAUAUUCUGUACUCGUUGCCCUUAACAUCCUGAGAUAACUGUUCAUAUGCAUACAGUUCAACAGCUUCCCUAUAGUUGAGCCUUUUUGCUUUCAUAUCCACAAAUUUUGUGAUUUUGAGAUGCGAGAGCUCUUUUACUGUGAAAUUUAUGACAAAGUUCUUGUUCUUCAGCUUGUUGUACAUCUGAUCGGUGAUAAAAAUCGUGUUUUGGUUGCCUAUGAAGCUGUUCGAAUAUUCAACAGGCUUGCACUUUUUAAUAUCAGUGAUUUUGAUAUUUUUGUAGCUGUUUGCCGAUCCGCCAGCAGACAUCUCGUAGUGAUCCUUUGUCUUUAUCGUCUCUAUCUCCACAAAGCUGUUUUCAUCAAAAAAUGCCUGGGCCUCCGAGAUAUACUGCGAAAUCAAAGAGUUAUAAAUUAUUUUAAACGGUGUCGUUUUCUUUACAGUAUUGCGGUAGUAGUUCAGGUCUUCUUUUAGCUUAUCGGAUGGAUAAGAAAUGUCAUAAAGAUUAAAAUACGUGUGGUUCAGAAAAACUGUCUUGAACAGGUGGUUGUAGUACGAGAGGCAUUGAAAUGAAUCGUUGAAUGACAUAUUACCUGUUGUUUCAUAUAUCGUGGCCAGAAUAUCGCUUGUAAACAUGCUGUCAGCUGCUGUAUUAUUAUCCUUUGAGUGAUACAAAACAUUAUCGAAAUUAUUGCCAGGCACAUUCUUAGUCGUAUCAUUUCCUUCUUCCAUAUUCUCAUCAAAAUAUCUCCUGCUCUGCUUUUUAUAGUUCUUUAAUUUCUUUUUAUCCUCUUUCUCGUCUUUUUUUUCGGUACUUCUGGCUAUGACCAUAUAACAAAGCGUGGGGGUACUCAGGCAUUUUCCAUAUUUACAAAAAG